This is a messenger RNA of Phyllopteryx taeniolatus (common seadragon), 5436 nucleotides long. RefSeq names its product adenylate kinase 9 (gene ak9). The transcript is spliced from 35 exons. Gene Ontology annotation, molecular function: ATP binding; ATP hydrolysis activity; UMP kinase activity. NCBI's taxonomy places the organism in Eukaryota, Metazoa, Chordata, Actinopteri, Syngnathiformes, Syngnathidae. The record is from RefSeq and is a predicted model, not a curated record. The coding region runs from base 139 to 5103 and encodes 1654 amino acids. Gene Ontology annotation, biological process: UDP biosynthetic process; CDP biosynthetic process. Gene Ontology annotation, cellular component: nucleus; cytoplasm.
CGCCACUGUCAGGUUAGGUUAGUGCUAAAGUUACAAGGUUCUGCCACAAACAAGCAACAGUACAAGUUUCAAUGAUUUAAACAGCUGGAACAGGUUUUUUCUCUCAUAAUUCUCAAGUAAAGGCAAUAAACCGGGCAUAUGGAUCUAGUGGACAACCUCAUCGAAGAUGACGCUGAGAGACAGCGUCUACUUUCCAAACCGACCUGCUUCCUCGUGGUUGGAAGGCCGGGUGUUGGCAAAUCCACCCUGGCCAAAAAUAUAGCAGAGACCUGGGGGUGUGUUUUAAUCGAUGACACGGAGGUGCUGGACCACCACAUCAGAAGUACAACAGAGGAUGGCAUCAAGCUCCUGGAGAUCUUAAACGCGGGCGAAAGUGUGCCCGAAGACAUGGUCCUCCGGCUCAUAUUCGACAUGCUGAACUCGUCCAAAGUUGAGCACUACGGCUACGUGCUGAGCUGCCUGCCGUUCAUGUCGGAAGAGGGCGUUGGCGUCGAUGAGCAAAUGGAGCUGAUCAGGAAGCUCAAGCUGAAGCCGGACUUCCUCAUCAACGUCAAGUGUGCCGACAAGGACCUGGUCCAGAGGCUGUCGAGUCAGAAGCAGCACCCGAUGACAGGUCUUCUGUACAAUCAAGAUCAAUGGAAGUGGGACAAUGACUUCCACGUAACGGGAUUUAUAGAUGAUGAAAUAGUGGAGGAGGAGGAUAAGGAAGAAUCGCAGGAUGAUGACGAAGAGGAAGAGGAACAAAUUACCCCAAGGUGCACGAUUGACCAGCUGGUGUGGAUCCCUGAGCGUCAGUCCAGAAAUACUUCUCUGAGAAUCAACGCGUACAAGGAUAACAUCCUCAGACCGCUGGAGGAUUACAUGAUGGACCACAACCCGAUCUACCUUUUCGAGGUGGACGGAACCAACACGCCGGAUGAGUUGCUCUUAUUUGUCUUGUCCCGCCUGGGAUCGAUGGCCAUACAGCGCGUGUCGGUUCCAGUGGUCCUCCAUCAGAACGAAGAGUUGCCCGAAGACAUCGAAACGGAGGACCUGCUGAGGUUUAUGUCCUCCUCCAGGAUACUAGUGCCAGGCUUCCGGUGGCGGAGGAGCCGCUGGGGUCGAAGUUGUCCGGUCGCCUUGAAAGAAGGAUGCUUCGUCCCCGGAAAACCGGAAUUCUCUGUAGGCUUCCGGGACAAAAUGUACAUCCUUUCAUCCCAAGAAGCCUACGAUAAGUUUGUGACCAACCCCAGACGCUACCUCCUCCCCCCGAUGCCCAGCCCCCCUUGCCGGGUUUGCAUCGUCGGAACGAUGGCUUCGGGGAGGAGCGAGCUGGCGCGACUGAUGGGCGCGCGGCACGGCGUGUCCGUGCUGGAGCUGGAGAAACUGGCGGAGCCUCUGGUGGCGGAGCUGGAGAAGGAGUGGCUGGGCAAAGUCAAGGAGGACUGCACGCAGGCCGCCAUGGAGAAAAUCAGGACCAAGCAGCAGACCGGCCAACCGAGUUCUGAUGGAACCCCCGCUGUGGAAGUGACAGAGGAUCAUCCCGAAGUGGUGGCCCUGGUGCAAACCGCUCUGGAAGAGGCCAAAAAACACGAUGCAGCCAAGGAAGUCUAUGCUCAGGCUCUGACGAAGGUCGUGAGAGAAAAUGAAUCGACCGACGUGGGUUCCGAUGUGGGCAACGGCUGGGUGCUCGACAACUUUCCCAGGAACGCCUCCCAGUUGGAGGCGCUACAACGAGCCGGGAUCCUUCCGGAUUUCCUCUUCUGUCUCAUGCACACGGAGGUCAGUCAGAAUCCGUCUGGUGCGCCACAGUCAGAAAAAGCUGAAGAUGAGCCCCGGCACAAAGCGGAGAAGGAGCAGUUCAAGAGAGAAUGGGAAGGCCUGCAGCUCUCUCUCAGCUUAAGCCACUCAGUGCUGCAGACCGCCGACAGGAGCCCCAAGGAACUUCUCGACGAGAUUGUCCAGCUCAUGGAGAAGCCCUUCAAGUAUUUGCCCAGAGAGUUCUCCGCCGUUGACUUGGACGAGGAAGCGGAAGAUAUAGAAGCCAUCGCAAAUCUGGAAAAUGCCGAUGACGAAAACGACUCUGACAAGAACACAGAAGACGAGGAGGGGGAAGAGGAGGAGCAGGACGAGGAGGGUGAAGAUUCGGAAUCCCCAGGGGACGCAACUGCCAAGAAGUCUUUUGGCGAUACCUUUAAUUUCUGCCCGGUGGUGCUCAAGAAGCAGAAUGCGCUGGUGCCCUGCACAGAUGAGAUAUCAGCCAAGUAUCGAGAGAAGGUCUACUAUUUCUCCAACGUAGAUGCCAGGGAAGCCUUCCUGCUCACUCCGGAGCAGUUUGUUGGACAAAACGAGCUUCUAAAGCCUCCUGCCCUGCGGAUAUUUCUGCUGGGAUGCCGCGGCUCCGGCAAGACCACUCAAGGCGAGUGGCUCGCCAAGCAACUCGGCCUCUUCCACAUUCAGUUCAAGGAGCAACUUCAAAUGCUCCUCACGCCGAAGAUAAAGCAGCGAGUUAUCCCCGCCGACGAGUCGACAGAGGAGCAUCUGAAGGCCCUGAAGUCCACCAUCGAGGACGCCCGAGGGGACGAAGCUGCGGAGCCGACCGAGGAGGAUGCGGGACUGACUGAUGAGGAAAUUGGUAUGAUAGCCUACUUGACUGAUGACCUUCCACUGAGUUCACAUGUCCUGGAUCAGGUCAUCAAUCCAUACUGGAAAACGGAGCCUUACAUGUCUACGGGUUUCAUCCUGGAGGGUUUCCCUCACAACACCGAGGAAGUGCAGCACAUGAUGCAGCAUCAGCUUUAUCCCGACGCCGUGGUCACCUUGAUGGCGGGGGUGGAGGACGUUCAGGCGCGCCUGUUGCCCAAAUUCUGGCAGAGGUGGCGAGAGCACUGCGACCGGCGCGAAGCUUUGCUCGAUGUCCUCCGCGAAAUACACCGCAAGGCGCGGGACGAGAAUAUUGUGAAGAGGAGGGCAGAACUCAUGGAAGAAAAAGAAGCCUCUUCAACAGCCGCAAAAUUUAGUUGCCGGGAGGAUGAUGAGGACGACGAAGACGCGACAAACAUAGAGGAAGAGAUAGAGGCCAUAUUGGAGGAGGAGUUCCCCGUGGAAAGGUACGACGAGUUCAAAGAAGACGACGAUCUGGAGGAGGCAACUGCCGAGAGGCUGAACACGGAGAUCGAAGAACGUUACGUUGCCGACUCCAACAACAUUUCUACCGUGCUGGAGGUUCUGAGCGAACUCAAAAUUCCCCGGAUCUCUAUCAACGCCUCGCGCAAGACGGGCGUCGUUCGCCGUCAGCUCCUCCUGAAAGUGGAGCCGCUGCAGGCCAACCGCGAGUCGCUCUUCCAAAAAUGCCAGCCCAUCUCGUUCAACCUGGCACAGCUGCUCCUGCUCUACUCAUACAAGUUCCACAGCGCCUUUGGCUGCUUGGACCCGGUCAAGCGCUACAAUGAAGGAGACCUCAUCCAACCUGUGCUGUGGCCUCUUGAUACCACAUGCCCAGUGCUCUUCAACCAGUAUAUUUACUUUUUUGGCUCCAAGAAGAACCAGCAAACAUUCAUGCUCAACCCCUUGAAGUACCUCAGGCAGUCAAAGCCCUCCCCGAUGCUUCCUGUUAAAAUGGCCGUCGUCGGACCACCCAAAUCGGGGAAAACGAGCGUGGCCACGAUGUUCGCGCAGAGGUACGGUUUGGACCUGUUGUCCAUCGGCGGCGUCAUGCGGCGCAUUCUUGACGAGCAGGAGCACAGCGACCUGUCGGCGCAGAUGAAGCAGCAUCUCCACCAGGGCCUCGUGGUGCCGGAUGAACUGGCCAUCCAGUGCCUGGAGAAGGUGCUCAUGAGCUUGGUCUGCAGCACACAAGGGUACGUGUUGGAUGGCUUUCCCGUGACCAUGAAGCAAGCCGAGCUGAUGCAGUCCAACAGCAUCAUCCCCAUGAUCGUGGUCGAGAUGGAGCUGCACACGGUGGAGGUGCUCAAGCGAGGCCUCGCGAGCAAGAUGGAGGAGAACAAGCCCCACCCGAUGCACGACAGCGCCGAGAUCCUCCACGUCCGCGACACGUGUUACAAGCAGGAAGCGCAGCUGAUGCGACGGCACUUCCAGCAGCAGUAUGACAACUGGAUCCAGAUGGAAGGCCUCAAGAGCAAGUGGUACAUAUGGGAACGCCUGAUCAAGGAGAUCAGCGUCAGCAUGGGGUACAUCCACACUUACCUGAGGAGGACCAGGAGCGGCCAAGCGGGCUGCAUCAACAGGCUAUGCGUCACACCCAAAGAGUUUCAGCGUCAGCUGGGAGAGUUUGCCCACUACUGCCCUGUGUGCCUGGCUCUGCAGGACCACCUCGUGGACUGCUCAGAAACCGCAUCCCUGAUGUACGCUGCAGAGUACAACAGGCGAUAUUUCAAGAUGUGUGGCACGCACCAUUUGGAGAGCUUCCUUGCCAACCCGGAUCAAUUCGUCACCCCGGGCUGCCCGCGCCCUCUCCCCGAAGCGGACCGGCUGCCCAAAAAGUUGACCGAGACGGACGUGAAGAGCACAUCCCUGCAGCAGGUUGAGAUGAAAGGCUUCUGCCCUGUCACUUAUCUGGAUGGCAAACUGAGGUACGAAGCUCUCGUCCGCGGCAGCGCGGAAUACGCAGUGGAAUACCGAGAGCGGCUGUACACCUGCGAGACGAAGCAGAAGCAGUACAAGUUUUUGAGCGCUCCGCAACGCUACUGGGACCUCAAGCUGCCCAGUAAGGUUCCGCCGCUUUGUGAGCCGAACCCGCUCACCUCCCUCCCCACGCUGGGCUACCUGGAACAGGGGGCGGCGGUGGCGGUCAUCAAGGCCAUGACGGCUGUCGGGUGCCUCAAACCCAAGUUUCCCUUCUUCAGUAUGGAACGAUCCGCUCUUCACUACGUGGCCUUCUACAUGAAAGCAUUCAACCAUAACAGCACAGAACACAUUCGCCAGAUGUACAAAAAUAAGUUGGCCUCGUUUGAGGAGGAUUGCGCACUCAUCCCCUACCUGAGCUCGUCGAUGCAAGCGGAAUACAAGCUCCCCGACGAAUGCCCCGUCGACUUUGACUUCAACCUGAAGAAGUUUCUCGCCUUGAGAGAUUCGCCCCGAGAGAAAUCUGGUCUGCAAAUGUAACCCGGGAUGGAACUGUCACCAGCGUGGUUGUGUUUCAUUUUGCGCGUCCGUUGCAAUCAACCACAAAGACUCAGAACAUUCCAUCUGAGUCGUGUAUUUUGUUCUCACUGCAUGUCCGCUUCAUUGUGCUGUACAGUAUUUAAAUAAUAAUAAUACAAAUAAUGCCGCCCAAAAUAGCCUACAACAAGAAACUUUUGAACUUGUCUCAUUUAUUUUUUAUAAAUGAGUGUCGAUGUGCUUGAUUGUUUUUGAGAAAAUAAGACUCUUAUAUUAAUGCAGAAUAUUAUGCAUAAAAUAUAUAUUUUUAAUAAUAAAUAUAUGGUCGCUACUUCA